AUGGCUGCUACUGCCUUCAAACUUAAAGGAAAUACGGAUAAACAUACUAAAGAGAUAUUAGUUAUGGGAUUUACCGGACAAUUAAAAGGAUGGUGGGACAACCUCCUUAGUUCAGAAGAUAAAUACCAAAUAGAUUCAGCCGUAAAAAUAGAAUCUAACGAAGAGAUUUGUGUUACAACCCUCUUAUACGCUAUUACUAAGUUCUUUGUAGGAGAACCCCUUAAACUCCAACAAAGAGCAGCUGACCAAUUGCUAAACCUUUAUUGUCCAACCAUGUCUGAUUAUAGGUGGUAUAGAGAUAUGUUCUUAUCUAAACUAUGUCUUGGGUCGGAUGGUGCGGCAGAUUAUUGGAAAGAAAGAUUUAUUAGUGGUUUACGUAGGUUAUUUGCAAAAAAGGUAAAAAUUAAUAUUAAGCAAAACUUUAAUGGAACGAUCCCCUAUCAGUCAUUAACCAUUGGAAAAUUAUAUAAUUAUGUAAUUGAAACUGGGAUACAAAUUUGUACAAAUUAUAAAUUACAAAAUAAGAUUAAGAAUAAAAAGGCUAGUAAUAGGCGUGAAAUGGGAUCAUUUUGCGAGCAAUAUGGAGCUACUCCUUUAAGAGCUCCGAGUAAGUCCAAGAAUAAAAAACCUGCUAGUAAAGGAAGAAAUAACUUCCGUUAUCAUAAGAAGCAAUUUUACAAAGACAAGCCAGAAUUUUAUAAAAAACCUUACAAGAAAAAUUAUGGUAAGAAACCUUACAGAAAAUAUAAUAAUAAAUCUAAACCCAAGGAUAAAGAUGUUAAAUGCUAUAAGUGUGGUCGUUUUGGCCAUUAUGCUAAUAAAUGUAAGGUUCAAGAAAAAAUUAAUCAACUGAGUAACUUAGACCUUUCAGAAGAGUUAAAAGAAAGCUUAAUAACUACUUUAAAUAACAUCUUGUUAAACUCGAAGGAAGAAGGGUCGUCAACAUCUAAAGAAUCUUCUUACGAAGAAAUACAUCAAAUUGACAAUUCUGAAAAAAUGGAUGAUGAUUUUGAUGAAUGUUUAGGCCUAGAUUUCUGUAGUUGUGACAAUUGCAACAAAAUAAUUAAUGUUUUAACAAAUAAUCAAGCGAAUACUUUGAAAGGAAUAUUAGACAAAAUGGAAAGUUCAGAAAGUAAGAAUGCUUUCAUGAGACAAAUUAAAAUCAUAUUUCCAAAAAGAAUAUUCACAAAGCAGAAUUAA
Molecule: messenger RNA, 1200 nt
Organism: Lathyrus oleraceus (garden pea)
Lineage: Eukaryota; Viridiplantae; Streptophyta; Magnoliopsida; Fabales; Fabaceae
Exons: 1
Coding region: 1-1200 (399 amino acids)
Molecular function (GO): nucleic acid binding; zinc ion binding
Source: RefSeq, a predicted model, not a curated record